Messenger RNA from Telopea speciosissima, 1482 nucleotides. RefSeq names its product nematode resistance protein-like HSPRO2. Gene Ontology annotation, biological process: defense response. The record is from RefSeq and is a predicted model, not a curated record. Bases 16 to 1482 code for a protein of 488 amino acids. The transcript has a single exon. Gene Ontology annotation, molecular function: metal ion binding; heme binding. NCBI's taxonomy places the organism in Eukaryota, Viridiplantae, Streptophyta, Magnoliopsida, Proteales, Proteaceae.
AUUUGAUUUUGGAAAAUGGUCGAUCUCGACUGGAAAACGAAGGUGGUUUCCUCCGAAAUGGCCAGUACUGCACCCAAACUGUCUAACUCACCAAGAGUUUCAAUUCCAUCUCCGAUUCGCGCUGCCGACGUUUUACUUUCACCUGCUUCCUCCUCUUUGUGCUCCGCUUACGAGCAAUACCUUCGUCUCCCAGAGCUCUCGAAGCUCUGGACCUCCAGAGACUUUCCCAACUGGAACAACGAACCACUUGUCAAACCGGCGUUGCAAGCCCUGGAAAUCACGUUUCGCCUUAUCUCGGUGGUCCAAGCUGAUCCACGACCGUACGCAAAUGGCCAUGAGUGGAGGCGCCGCCUCGAAUCACUUGCUUCGAACCAGAUCGAGCUCAUCGCUCUAUUAUUUGAGGAAGGAGAAGAGGCCGCCGACACACGUGGAACUGUUCCGAUCGCCAAUCUUAGCACAUCCAACGGUGUUUUGGCCAGAGAUGGGAGCUCUACCGAGGUUUGGAAGAUUCACGGAGAAACAACCGUUGUCAGUCGGACCAGCGAGGGGAGCUUGCUCCCUCGCCUUGCCACGUGGCAGAAAUCGGAGGACAUGGCUUCGAAGAUCCUCUUCUCCAUCGAGUGCGCAUUGCGGAGAUGCCCCUUCACGUUGGGUUUGGGCGAGCCCAACCUCGCCGGCAAACCUCUGCUCGAAUACGACCUCAUCUGUAGACCGUCCGAUCUCCAUUCUCUGAAGAAAAAUCCAUUCGAUUCUGAUCACAGAAAUCUCAGCAACUACGAGAACCAGGCGCUCUUCACCACUCAUCAGAUAUUGGAAUCGUGGAUCCGCGCGUCUCGGGAGCUUCACGCACGAAUCGGAGAAAGGAUUGAUGGCCAAAAUUUUGAAAAAGCAGGGAGAGAUUGCUGGGUACUGGAGCGAAUAUGGAAGCUUCUCGCAGAGAUCGAAGAUCUCCACCUUAUGAUGGACCCGGACGAUUUUCUCCGCUUAAAGAGUCAACUCGCGAUUAAAGCUUCAUCGGAAUCCGAAGCGUUCUGCUUUAGAUCCAAGGGACUGAUCGAAAUCACAAGAGCAUCAAAGAAUCUGAAGCACAAGGUCCCAGCAAUCUUAGGCGUGGAGGUGGACCCAAAAGGAGGGCCGAGGAUUCAAGAAGCAGCCAUGAAGCUCUACCAUGCCCACUCAAGUGGAGAUUUGGGAAAAAUUCACCUACUACAGGCGUUGCAGGCAAUCGAAUCGGUUUUGAAGAAAUUCUUCUUCUCGUAUCGACAGCUUAUCAUGAUAGUGAUGGGAAGCUUGGAAGUGAAAGGGAACAGAGGUGUGGUCUCUGCAGAAUCUAGCGAUGCUUUGACGCAGAUCUUCUUGGAACCCACAUAUUUCCCGAGUUUGGAUGCGGCAAAGACGUUUCUGGGUGAUUUCUGGCAUUACAAUCCCAACAUCUUAACUUCAAAUGGAUCUAAUGGCAGAUCAGUUGGGAUGAAACAUUGA